This is a messenger RNA of Salvia splendens (bonfire salvia), 2887 nucleotides long. RefSeq names its product zinc finger CCCH domain-containing protein 13. Gene Ontology annotation, molecular function: metal ion binding. The transcript has 11 exons. The coding region runs from base 1383 to 2708 and encodes 441 amino acids. The record is from RefSeq and is a predicted model, not a curated record. Lineage: Eukaryota; Viridiplantae; Streptophyta; Magnoliopsida; Lamiales; Lamiaceae.
AUUGAUCCAGUGAUGGUGGGGUUAUAGUUAAUCCCCACUGCGAUUUCAUUUUCAGCUCCCAAUUUCUAAAUUAGGGUUUCUGCGGUCGUAUUUCCAUUGGAGAGGCGAAUUCAAUUCAAGACUACAGAAGAAGAACUCAAGAAGGAAAAAGAUGGUAGAGAGGAAACUGUACAAAACAAAGCUAUGUAUGUUGUUCCAGAGGGGCCGCUGCUCUCGCCAGUUCUGUAACUUCGCCCAUGGCGACGCCGAGCUCCGCCGCUCUUUCAAUGGUAUACGUUUCGUACAUAUUCUAUUCUUUAUUCGGAGAAACUCAGCUCGAAUCGCUCUAUUUUUACUGCAGCUUCCAGUUUCAAUUAAUCGAGUCUUUCAUUAAAGGAAUUUAAGUGGCUUCCAUUGUUUUCUGUCGCAAAUGAAUGUUUAGCAUAGAAUUUGUUAUAUGCUUGUGUUUUAUACUGUUUUUAGCUGAUUUGAGUGAGUAUUGGUAUAUCUUUUUGUUUAUGUUUGUGGGGGUAAAGGAUUAAAUCUUUUACUGACAACAGUUAUUUAGUCUGAAAUAUUCUGUAUCAUGAAUCAUUUUAUGGAGUUCUGGCCACAAGUCAUAGAAUUUCCUCUUUUAUGUGCAAGGAAAUUAAAUAUAACAUGAAUCUGAUUAACUCGGGAUAUUAGGUUAUAGUGCUGAGGGAUUUCUGGUACUCAGUUCUCUCUAGUUUUUGUUGUCUUUAACAUGUUUCAUACCCAGCUAUAAUUAUAGCGCCUCUUUACUGGUUAGCAACUUAGUUCCAUGAAUGGGUUUAUUUUUUGGUCUCCCUGCGUUCUGUUCAUGCUUCAGUGUGAAUUAAAAAUCUUUGCCCAAGAUACUGCUUGUCCACACUUUAUGAAUCAUUACCGACCUACUAACUCAGUACCUCUUAGCAGAAUGGAUUAUGCUGGUUGGUUUAUCAGUCUUAAUGCUGAUUUUGGUGUGUUUUUCUCAGCUUCUCCUCUUGGUUAAUCACUGUUCAUUUUUUAAUCUGCUGUUUUAUGUGAGGGGUCAGAGAUAGGCCUUUGGAAUUUCUGCAGUUUGUAGAGAAUGUGGUAUUAUCUUGAUCUAACUUCUAAAUAUGAAUGUCAAGGGCCAUCCCAAUGCUGGAUCAAUAUCCCACUAUAUUCUGCGCUAUAUAUAUUCUUGGAGAGAAUGGUAUUUUCUUCGUAUGGUUUACGUUGAAAGAUACUGUGAAGGGAUCUGCUGGCUUUCUUGGUUGGUGACUAUAGAGAUGAUAUAUAUGUAUUGCACGUGGAAGAAUAUAGUUAUUAAUUCCAUACAGGCAUGUGAAGAAUCAGCACCAUUGAUUUAUAUUUUUAUCACAGCGGGGCAGAGGAUUUCUAUAUUUUGAGUUGCUUCAAUGAUCCUUGAGUAUCAUUCUAUAAAAGCUCCCAGUAUAUCUUAUAUAUCUUUACACGAAGAGCCUUUAUUUCUAUGGCUCAUAUGGAAUCUGCAAGAAGGCACUAAACUUAUUAUUGUUAUGUUACUCAUUUGUUCUAGUAAUGGAAAUCAGGAGUUUCGAGGUGGUGGUGACUUGAGAGAAAGGCUCGACAGGAUCCGUUCUCCAUUGCGCAACUCACCAGAUAGACGAGACGCCAGAGCAAGACACACCUCUCAUGGAGAUAGUCCUCGCUCUCUUGGGAAAAGGAUUGACAGAAAUGUGCGGAAGAGAAGGCAAUUUGACGGUCAUAGUGAUUACUCCGGCAGAAUGUCGGAUGGGACUGAAGAUCAAAUCAAAGAUAGAAGACUGGCGUCCUCUGAAGCCAAAAUGCAAAUUGAUGAGCAGCUGAGAGAAAUACACUCUGAAAUUAAGCUGCUGGAGGAGGACAAGCAACAGCUACAGAUGUACCUAGAGGAAAAGGUUAGCGAAGCCGAUUCUUUGACUUUCAAAAUUCAUGAUCUUGAGAUGCAACUUUCUAAAGAGAAAGAAGAGGGUAAAAGGUUCUCUACAAAAAUAAAGAAGUUUAUUAAAGCACAUAACCGGCACUCGCGGUUACAAGACGAACUGAAGAGAUCACAGGCCCAGCUUCAGAAGUUGGGUGAGCAGCUUGAUUCGGACGUUGGUGUAGGCAAUGAGGAUGAUACAAAAACCAAAGCCUCGAGUGAUGAUGUAAAGGGCGGUUUUACUAGCCCACUGAAUGAGGGUCAACUGAAUUCUUCCCCGCGCAGGAAGAGAUCAUGUUUUUCCCUUGAAGCUCAGGAGGCAUCACCUCAAGUCGGGGGAAGAGCUGAUAUGGGCAAAGGUAAGGUAGAAAAGCCUCAUCGAUCAUCCAGGAACCAAGAGCAUUUUAGCAAUACCAAGAAAUCUGAAGCAGACGCAGAUACAUAUAAUAGUCGUUGGCGAUCAACACAUGAAGAAAAGUCCAGGAAAGGCUCAAACCUGCCCACUGAUACUGACUCUGCUGACAAGUACAAGGUAACAGAGACGGGCAUUAUACUGCCCUCAACUGGUAUAGCUGCUAAUGCAAUUGAUGAAGACGUCGAGGUUGCUGAAACAGAUGAGAGGUUUCAUGUCCUGUUGAACGGUGCUAAUGGGUCGGAAGAGAGAAUCAAGACUUUACGCUUACCAUUUCUGCCGCUCCCACCUCCUAUCCCUCAGAAUGCGUAUAUGCAGUACAAGGGUGACGAUGAGAAUGUGGACGUUGAUGGAGUAGACGAGGAGACUGCCGAAGUCGACAUUGUUUAAUGCAUCUCCUUUCUAUGCGUAAAACCAAAUUUGUAAGAUCUGGGGCUGUCUCCUUUGCAAAUUGUUGUACAGAAAUUAGGUUUGGUGUUCAUUUAUCAUUUCCCAUUAGAUCUACAUUUGGAUGGUAAUCACUAAUCACUUUUUGUAGUUCUCUGCUUAUAUAAAAAGUAUUAGAUCCA